GUUCAUUGUUAUCAUCGAGUUUCGUGUCUGGGUAUUCGGGAAGAAUGAAAAGAGGUUGGUCGGUUACCUUGGUCAGAGGUGUAUAAAUAGAAAUUGAAAAUCAGUAUGUGUGGUGUGCGCGUUAGUGCCUACUAAUAGAAUCCCUGAAGUAGUUUAUUAACACUUCGGAUCCUAAUCAAAGUGAGAAUAAUUCCUCUCUCCUAUCAAUAUGGCCGCUCGAUACGUCUCCAAAUAUGUUCGAAUGCCGCAGCUUCUACUGCCGCAGCUUCACCGGGGAGCGAGCACAAUGUCGAUGUUUGACAUUCAGCACAAAACCCCGACUGUUGGAAAGGUACCAAACAUACCGAAAGCUCACUACGGUGGGAGGCACACCGUUACGCUGCUUCCAGGCGCCGGGAUCGGCCCGGAAUUGAUGGGUUAUGUAAAGGAAGUAUUUCGAUACGCAGGUGUUCCAGUCGACUUUGAGCACGUCGACAUUGAUACGAUGUCCGAUAAUAAUGACGAUCUUGAUUACGCGAUCACGACGAUAAGGCGUAACGGUGUCGCCCUCAAGGGAAACAUCGAGACGCGGAUAAUGGAGGCAGGCGUUCCUUCUCGCAAUGUCGCCCUAAGAAACGAGCUCGAUCUCUACAUAAACGUGCUCCACUGCGUAUCGUACGAAGGUGUGUCGUCCCGCCAGAAGGACAUGGACAUCGUCAUUGUCAGACAGAACACUGAGGGUGAAUAUGCAAUGUUGGAGCACGAGAGCGUGCUUGGCGUGGUCGAGAGCAUGAAAGUAAUAACAAAAUCCAACUCUGAGCGUGUUGCUAAAUAUGCCUUCGAGUACGCGAGACGACAUGGCAGGAAGAAAGUCACGACAGUGCACAAAGCUAACAUAAUGAAGUUAUCAGAUGGAUUGUUCUUAGAGACCGCUAGGCAGAUGGCUAAGAAUUACCCGGAAAUACAACACAAUGAUAUGAUCAUCGACAACACUUGCAUGCAGCUUGUAUCCAAUCCCCACCAAUUCGAUAUUAUUCUCACAACCAAUCUGUAUGGUAGCAUCGUCUCCAAUGUUGUAUGCGGAUUGCUUGGUGGCGCUGGCCUGUUGGCCGGUAAAAAUUACGGGGAUCAGUAUGCUAUCUUUGAACCUGGUACGCGAAACACUGGAAGCUCCAUCGCUGGACAGAACGUUGCCAAUCCAAUUGCCAUGCUCAACGCCGCUGUUGAUAUGCUUAGGCAUUUGGGCCACAGGCAACACGCACAUGUUAUACAAUCCGCUAUAAAUAAGACGAUAAACCAGGGAGUUCACACUCGCGAUCUUGGAGGCACUGCAACAAGUUCUGAAGUUGUUGAGACAGUUAUGAAAAACAUUAAACAAGGGGUGCAUUAGAGCUUUUAUCCUUGCAUCAACUGACUUCCAGAAUGUAAUUGUACGAUGUUUUGUAGUAGUGUUUAUGCAGUUUUAAUCAUUUAUAAUAAUCAAAGACAUACCUCUUCAAUAUCAUGAACGAGGCUGAAGCUAGUAGCCAGAAUUAGCAGCCAAAUCUUCUAAAGUUCAUUCGAAUAAGGUAGUGAAAUCCGAAAAUUACAAUUUUUUUAAAUAUAUUGAACUCCCAAUACUUUUAUAGAAUUAUGAGGAUAAAUCUGAACUGCAUUUUUCUAUUUCCAAAAAGUUCAAUACGGUUGGCUGUUAACGCUGCCAGCUUCAGCUUCAUGCGCAAUGACGGUUACACUGUGAGGGGAUUAUUAUCGAAAAUAUUGUAAAGUUACUUGCUCUUUAAGUGUGUACAGAAUAACUUCAUCUCUUAAGUUGAAACCAAAAACAUUUACCCCAUUAGUAUUGUAAUUGAAUAAACCCACUCGUAUUAUUUGA
Diprion similis is the source of this 1852-nucleotide messenger RNA. It is a transcript of the gene Idh3g, whose product is annotated as isocitrate dehydrogenase [NAD] subunit gamma, mitochondrial. Gene Ontology annotation, biological process: tricarboxylic acid cycle; isocitrate metabolic process. Gene Ontology annotation, cellular component: mitochondrion. The coding region runs from base 209 to 1369 and encodes 386 amino acids. Lineage: Eukaryota; Metazoa; Arthropoda; Insecta; Hymenoptera; Diprionidae. The transcript has a single exon. The record is from RefSeq and is a predicted model, not a curated record.